AUGGCGCAAGAACAGCGAAAGAGUCCCGUCCAGUUGGACGUUAUCGUGGUCGGUGCCGGCUUGAGUGGUUUGGCCUCUGCGAUUGGAGCUGCUCUAUCCGGACACCACGUGACCGUAUAUGAAUCUGCCAAGGAGCUCCUCGAGGUCGGUGCUGGACUCCAGGUAACCCCUAACUGCACAAGGAUCCUGCAGAAAUGGGGACUGCCAGAUCGAUUGUGGCAAUCUGCAGCAGAGCCCACUUCUCUGCUGGUGCACCGGUACUCGGGUGAGGUUCUCGCCAUGGAAAAGGACUUUGAUAAGAACAUUCGUCAAAAAUACGGUGCUCCCUUCAUCGAUCUGCAUCGUGUCGACAUGCAGCUCUCCCUUUAUGAGAGGGCCAAGGAUCUCGGUGUCGUGUUCAACCUGGGCGAGAAGAUUGAGUCUAUCGACUUUGACAUACCCGAGAUUACAUGUGUCUCAGGACUGAAAGGCAGAGCAGACCUCAUCGUCGCUGCCGACGGCUUGUGGUCCAAGAGUCGGGCGUGUCUGCUGGGGAGAAAUGACCCACCGAUCCCGACUGGCGACCUGGCCUACAGAGUCGUGCUUAAUCUCGACCAAAUUCAAGAUCCAGAACUCAGACUUUGGGUCAAGUAUCCGUCAUGUCACUUCUGGAUCGGUCCUGGCGCCCAUGCUGUGGGUUACUCGCUCCGUGCUGGACAGAUGUACAACAUUGUUCUUUUGGUGCCGGAUGAUCUCCCGGAAGGUGUGAGCAAGCAGUCUGGCUCCAUUGAAGAGAUGAAGGCAUUGUUCAAGGACUGGGACCCUAUCCUAGGAAGGUUCCUUGAUCUUGUCGAUGACGUUGAUAAGUGGAAACUGAUGCACAGAGAGGAGCUCGACUCAUGGGUCAAUGACAAGUCCAACUUUGUUUUUGUCGGUGAUGCCUGCCAUCCCAUGCUGCCGUAUUUGGCACAAGGUGCCAACUCGGCAAUUGAGGACGGAGCUGUGCUUGGAAGUCUCUUGGGCCACAUCAACUCCAAGGCGCAGCUGCCCAAAGCUCUGAAGAUGUACGAGAAGCUGCGGAAAGCCAGGGGUGAGGCUAUCGUUCGCGAAACAUUCAAGCAGCGCGAGUCUUUCCACAUGCACGAUGGCCCCAAGCAACAAGCACGUGAUGAAAUCUUCCGUCAGUACAUGGAUGGAGAGAAGCUCAGCGGACCUUUCCCAAGCCGAUGGACAUGUCCAGAGGUGCAGCCGUGGCUGUAUGGCUACGAUGCCUUCAAGGAGGUGGCUGAUGCCGUAAAGGAAAGUCCAUUCACUGAAAACAAGCAAGUGGAAGCCGACUGCGCCACGACUUGGGUCGCUCCAGUGCCAGUGCUUGGCAGAGUGACCUCGUGGAUCAAGUCGAGAAUGUCACGGAUGUCGAUAUAG
Pestalotiopsis fici W106-1 is the source of this 1404-nucleotide messenger RNA. RefSeq lists its product as uncharacterized. The record is from RefSeq and is a predicted model, not a curated record. Lineage: Eukaryota; Fungi; Ascomycota; Sordariomycetes; Amphisphaeriales; Sporocadaceae. The coding region runs from base 1 to 1404 and encodes 467 amino acids. Gene Ontology annotation, biological process: secondary metabolite biosynthetic process. The transcript is spliced from 6 exons. Gene Ontology annotation, molecular function: FAD binding; monooxygenase activity.